Racocetra fulgida is the source of this 144-nucleotide messenger RNA. The record is from the annotation of a GenBank genome assembly. NCBI's taxonomy places the organism in Eukaryota, Fungi, Glomeromycota, Glomeromycetes, Diversisporales, Gigasporaceae.
ACUUACGCGAAAAUACUUUUGUUACAUCGCAAAAUAGCGAGACUGUUGAGGAAAUAAGUUCUCAAAAUACCGGUAAAUCAGUAAAUAAAGGUGGACGUCCAAGAUCUGAUAUUUGGAAUUAUUUUAUUAGUGGAGAAUCCGAUG